This is a messenger RNA of Talaromyces proteolyticus, 398 nucleotides long. RefSeq lists its product as uncharacterized. Bases 30 to 398 code for a protein of 122 amino acids. Lineage: Eukaryota; Fungi; Ascomycota; Eurotiomycetes; Eurotiales; Trichocomaceae. Gene Ontology annotation, cellular component: membrane. The record is from RefSeq and is a predicted model, not a curated record. The transcript has 2 exons.
CCGGCAUAGAUUGCCUUUGAUCUUUCAUCAUGACCCUGCUUCCGUCCGCUGAGGAUGGCUAUAUGCCAUACAUGCUCUUACUUACAAGUGCGAUGGCACUACUACAUUCACUCGUCACAUACGUCUAUCCUAUCUCUGCACUCAAACAAUUCUCCGGUGCAUCUGCGCCGGAACCGACAGCGCUCACCGCACACAUUUAUGGUGCCAAGAAUAUCUACACGAGCCUUAUUCGCCUGUACACUGCAUACAACAUGCACACCCCCGAACUUUACAACUUGGCUCUAAUCACGUACGUAGGCGUCUUUUUCUUGUAUGGAACCGAAUACCUCAUCUGGCGUACUGUUCGCAUGCGAGAAUCGGCAUUGUCGUUCCUAAUAUCGGGUGGAAUGAUAAUUUGA